This is a messenger RNA of Hippopotamus amphibius kiboko, 639 nucleotides long. It is a transcript of the gene MPC1L, whose product is annotated as mitochondrial pyruvate carrier 1 like. The coding region runs from base 1 to 639 and encodes 212 amino acids. The record is from RefSeq and is a predicted model, not a curated record. Gene Ontology annotation, cellular component: mitochondrial inner membrane. The transcript has a single exon. NCBI's taxonomy places the organism in Eukaryota, Metazoa, Chordata, Mammalia, Artiodactyla, Hippopotamidae. Gene Ontology annotation, biological process: pyruvate import into mitochondria.
AUGGCGGCGGUGGUGGCACUGUUGCGGAGGGCGGUGGAGACCGUGAAGAGCAAGGAGUUCCGGGAUUACAUGACCAGCACGCACUUCUGGGGUCCGGUGGCCACCUGGGGCCUCCCGGUAGCCGCCUUCAGCGACAUGAGGGAACCGCCGGACAUCAUCAGCGGCCGCAUGACGACGGCGCUCAUCUUCUACUCAAUGGCCUUCAUGCGCUUUGCCUACCGCGUCCAGCCUCGCAACUUGCUGCUGAUGGCGUGUCACGGCACCAACGUGAUGGUGCAGAGUAUACAGGGGGGCCGCUAUCUGAUCUACCACUACGGCGGCAGCGUCACGGAGGCCACAGUGGCCACCGCUGCUGCUCCCUCUGUCCUUUCUGUGGCCUCUACCGUCUCUACGGGUUCUAUUGCCGCUACCCCCGCUACCACCCCUGCAGCUGAAGACCCUGUGGCUGACUGCGACUCCGCUACCACCCCUGCAGCUGAAGACCCUGUGGCUGACUGCGACUCCGCUACCACCCCUGCAGCUGAAGACCCUGUGGCUGACUGCGACUCCGCUACCACCCCUGCAGCUGAAGACCCUGUGGCUGACUGCGACUGCCUGGACGUCACCAGCUUCGAUCUGCUGAUGGCAGGACAUAACUGA